AGUAUAGGUUAUAAUCUUUUUGAACAACACGUGUAUUGUGUGUGUGCUUCUAUCACAAACAAUAGAUGUUUUCAUUCCAAUUAUGAUAGUAAUUGAUUCAUUUUAUGAAAUAGUUUAAUUUUUUUCGAUUUCGUUAGUGUGAAUAAUUAUAAUAUUUAAAAAUGCAUGAUAAAAGUACCAAAAACUUAACAAAAGAUGUUAAAACUAUUGGUGAAGUUGAUAAUUUAGUAGUUAAAAGGAUAGGUGGUGGAAGUAUAAUUGAUCAUCGUCCUCUUUUUUCUACUGAUGGAGAGAUAUUGUAUGUAGUGUGGAAACAAGUCAUCAGAGCUUACAGCACUAGAACAGGUGAUUUUGUAAGAGAAUUUGAACCUACAGACAAUAAAAUAGCUGGAAUAGUAUUUCAUCCUGAUAAUUCAGAUCAUAUAGUGGGAUGUACAGAAACUGGUCAUCUCGUGUAUUGGAAUUCUGAAAAUGGACUGAUAAUAAAAAAUCUAGACCUUCAAAUUCAUCCAGUCGAUAAAAUAAGGAGUUUUCAUAUAAUCCAUUACAAAAAUUAUAAAGGAAAAAACAUACGACAGACUCUUAUUUCUUUUAAUAUUAAAGCCAAUAAAACUAUUCAACUUAUUUUAUUUGAUAUUGACACUGGAGAAAACAUAAAAUCAACAUGUAUUGAACAAAUUUCACCAAAUUAUCAUAUAGACAUAAUUGGUAAUCAUGGAGAUAACUUGAUAGCCCUUGUUCAAGAUGUUGAUCUCCAUAUUUUUUCACCAGCUCGGAAUUUAUUUAAUAAAAUCCAUAAAAUUGGAUUUGGUGGCCGAAAAUUUACUUGUGUAACAGGACAUCCCGAAGAAGAAUGUGUAGCAACAGGUGAUUCAAGCGGAAGAGUUGCAGUAUGGAAAAAUUUAUUUCAUAAUCAUCCUGUGUACGGGUCUUAUCAUUGGCACACGCUGCCGGUAACAGAAAUUGCAUUCAGUAGAUCUGGUGGUCAGAUGUACACUGGUGGCAACGAGUGUGUACUUGUUAAGUGGGUUCUAGCAAAUCCUCACAAUAAAUCUUUUUUGCCGCGGCUACCAGCUCCAAUCAAAUAUUUAACAUUAGCUCCAGAUAAUCUGUACGUUGCUGUUUCUACUUUGGACAACGGCAUUAUUGUUGUUGAUCCUCAAAAGAAAUUAACAGCUGUCAUUCAGAAUUUUACUUGGGGUGUCAGCACGGCGCAAAAAGAUCUUUUUCCUGCUGGGUUAACUUUGGAUCCUCGUACAGGAUCUUUAGUUCUCAAUAGUCGUACUGGACAUGUUCAAUUUUUUGAUGUUCGAACCAAAAGUCUUCUUUAUAAUAUUCAUAUCACAGCUCAAAAUUUAUUAACACAAGUACCUAAUGCUGUCAUUGUAAAUACAGAGGUUACUAAAAUAGCAUUAAAUAAUGAUGGCUCAUGGAUGGCAACUGUUGAAGAACGAGAUGAUAAAAUAUCCAGUCCAGAAAUACGACUGAAAUAUUGGAAAUUUGAUGCCAAAAAUCAAAAAUUUACUUUAAAUACUGCAAUAGAGCUUCCUCAUGACGUUGGUGUUAAUGCGUUGGUAUUUCAACCAACUGUGACUCUUGAUGGCGAACAUCCUUUGGCUGUUACUGUGGGAAAAGAUAAAAAAUUCAAAGUGUGGAAUUUAGCUGAAACUAAUUCUAUCGAACAACCUGUUAAACAUUGGCAAUGUUAUGCAUUGGGAAUGUAUCGAGACUUACCUGCUUGUGAUGCUGGCUUUUCUAUUGAUGGUUCAAUUUUAGGAGUCAGCUUUGGUUCUAGUCUUACCAUUUGGACAGCAGAAACUAUUAAUUUGAAAAAUAGUCUGACUCAUAGUCGCUAUUCUCAAAACAUUACGCGUGUAGAAUUUGGAAAACAUGAAAUCUGUCAUCUCGUGGUUGUAGCGUCAUCAGAACAUAUUGCUGUAUGGAAUUUGUUGACGCUAAAUAUGACUUGGAGUGUACCUUUGAAAUUAUCAACCCUGACAGCAGAUCCAAAUUCUACGUACAUGGCAGCUUUUACAACAAAUAACACCCUCUUCAUUUUUACACCUCAAUCUUCAAAACCAGUUUAUAUUAGAAAAAAUAUCCUGGAUGCAGGUAGUGUUGUUUUAGCUGCAAGUUUUGUACCCAAUAUUCAAGAAAAACGGAUUUCGGAAAGCAAAAAUUGGUUGCGGAAAUCUCAAUUAUUUUUCCUGGAUUCAAAUCAAGAACUUUUGACUUUGGAACCAGAAUCUGAAACAUCAGUGUUGUUGGAAAAUUUAACUACUAGUGGAAGUUUACCGGCAACAGCAUUUAGCAGUAUGAUAUCAGUGAAGACAAUUACGAAUGUUGAGCGGAAAACCUCAUUUUUCCAUGAACAAUUUAAUGCUGCUAAAAAGAGUGUAGUUGAAGAGCUCCUUACAGUCUCAGCACACACAUUACCACCUAUGAGGAUGCUUUGUGGACCUUUUAUCUUGUCACUCAGAGCUCAGAAUGUACCGAAGGCCAAAGUUCAAGAAGAAAAGCUUUCAAGCCCAAUUAAUGAAAUUCAACAUUCUGAAGAUGACAGUGACGAUGAAGAUAAAAGUCCGCCUUUAUUCAAAAACGUUUUAGAGGAUGAAGUUCAAGAAACUAAAGAAGAUGACGAAAACGAAAUGAAUCCAAACCUUGUCAGUUAUGACUGGAACUUUUUAGCUAGUGUUAUUCCUACCAUUGAGAUUUCUUAAUGUUACUUAUUUGUUUUAUAUUGAUGUAAUAUAUUUGAUUUAAACGAUUUUUUUAGAUCAUAGUUAUUACCUGAGUAUAGUGUAAUAAUAGUUAAACAUUUUAAGAAAUUUACAGAAAGAUUUCUAAUUAAUAAUUUGAUUUCAAUGAUCAUUUGAUAAGAACCAAU
Messenger RNA from Chelonus insularis, 2887 nucleotides. RefSeq names its product WD repeat-containing protein l(2)05287. Gene Ontology annotation, cellular component: nucleolus. Lineage: Eukaryota; Metazoa; Arthropoda; Insecta; Hymenoptera; Braconidae. Gene Ontology annotation, biological process: positive regulation of rRNA processing; positive regulation of transcription by RNA polymerase I. The coding region runs from base 162 to 2720 and encodes 852 amino acids. Gene Ontology annotation, molecular function: protein binding; RNA binding. The record is from RefSeq and is a predicted model, not a curated record. The transcript is spliced from 12 exons.